Molecule: messenger RNA, 1002 nt
Organism: Naegleria fowleri
Lineage: Eukaryota; Heterolobosea; Eutetramitea; Acrasida; Naegleriidae
Exons: 2
Coding region: 1-1002 (333 amino acids)
Source: RefSeq, a predicted model, not a curated record
AUGCCAUCCAAGGAAAAAUCUUCUCGCUCAAAUUCAUCCAAGAAAAAGUCAGAAUCUAGUGAAUCUUCGGAAGACAAGAAGAAAAAGAAAGAAUCCAAACGAUCUUCCUCUUCCAAGAAGCGAUCGAGAAAAAAAGAACAUUCCGAAAAGAAAAAACAUUCCUCAAUAGAAAAUAGUUCAGCUCCUUCCAAUGAUCAUUCUCUAUCUUCCACUACACAACAUGCACCUUCUGAGAUACCUCUCAACAACACGACCACUAACAACAACACUACCACCAACACUCCUCCUUCUUCUCAAAAUUAUGACAUUCACAAAUUGAAUUUCAUGACCACUCUUAAUAUUAAUAAUCAUGUCUAUGAAAAACAACUGAAUGAACUUCAAUUUAUCAUCAAUUCUAAAUUAAUUCCAACCAAACAAUCAUUACUCUCUCAACUCUACAAAAUUCAAAGCAAAAUGACAAUGGUUAAAAAAGCCAAAGACAAACUUGUCAAUGAAUACAAAAUUCAAAUGGAGACCUUGUUUAAUAAUUUGAACAUGCAAGAGUCAAACAAAAUGUUAAUAUUGAAACAAGAUGAAAGUUGUGUAUUGAAUCAAUUGCAAAUCAUUCAAAAUUUUGUCAAUCGAGUUGGAAAUGAACUCUCUUCUGGGAAAGAGAAUAUUCCUGUGAAUGCUGAAUAUUCAACAUUUCAUGACAUUUCGAGUUUAAUUGGAGAGGCAAAUUAUUUGUCUGAUAAAAACUUACCUCUUUCGGUUGAUAAUCCAACAGUCAUGACCACUCUAUUGGAAUAUGAACAAGGAGAUAUGAAAGAUCUUUCUUUUUACAAACACAAUUAUGAAGAGUUAAAGAAAUUACUUCACAUGAAAAAUCAAAUGAUUACAAAAUUAAUGAUUGAGAAAGAAGAAGAAAGAAAAUCUCAACAAGAGGAAAUUAAAAGAAUAACAGAGCUGUACAUGUCCACCAAGAAUGAAUUACAUGAAUGGAUGAAAAUGGUUGAAAAGUGA